This is a messenger RNA of Lactuca virosa, 330 nucleotides long. The record is from the annotation of a GenBank genome assembly. Lineage: Eukaryota; Viridiplantae; Streptophyta; Magnoliopsida; Asterales; Asteraceae.
AUGGCCAACCGUAGGAGCGCUGAUGAUGUCGGUAAGGUAUCUAGGCAUACUGGCGGCUCGAUGGGUUAUGAAGAACAUCGAAUCAACUUGGUUUCAUAUGAAAGGGGCAUGACUGAAAGGUAUGGGGAGGAUAUGAAUCAGCAUCCGAGGGAUGAUGUUGAUGUGUGGAUGCGUACACAGGAAGGAAGAGGCCGAGGUAGUCGUAUAUAUGGGAUAGGCAAUUUCGAUCUUCAUUUCCUUGUUACAGGGUCUACAUCUUCUCAAACAGGUAGCUUUACGACAUCUUCUGACUAUGAGUGGUCACAAGAACGAGUAUGUUAUGAUAGAUAA